AUGAAUCAAGAAUACUUUGAAAAUAGACAACAAGCCCUCUGUCUCAAAUACCAACCUACAAGUGCCAGCAAUUAUCGCCACCAAGCAUUCCUCCAACCACAAACCGAAAAUCUCAGCAACACCUUAAUGUUGGCCCAGAGAAUCUUCAGAGAGUAUAAGUAAAAUAAGUUUUAAGUCCGAAAAGUCUCAGUCAUUCAACCACAUCAGCAAGAUAAAGAACCUGAACAAAAAAAGCAGAAAACCACCAUCAUGGACUCCAAAAGGUUUCACAUGUACAGCAACCCCAAAAAUACCAAAGUCAAACUCCUAAAUUCCACAGCCAACAACUCCUUCUAUUCGAAAAAGAGUUCGGAAAAAUAUCAAUAAUCCCCCAUCAAACCCAAGACUGCAGUUUCCAGAGCUAAACGAAUAUUACCAUAAUAAAUCUCCAUUACACCUUUGGAGAGUGUGGCUCCAUUAGUGUCUGCUCAGAGCUGGUGUGUUAUUAAUGGAAAGAAUGGCCAAUUGAUGGGGGGCUAUAAUCAAUAUAAAAGCAGACAAAUGGCUUCAAUCACCAAAAUCAUGACAUGUUGGCUAGCACUGAAACUCACCCAGCAAUUUCAAUUGGACCUUGAUAACACCUAUUUCACAGCAGAAAGGAUUGGAGGCACAACAGCACAACUCUCAAGUGGUGAUAAACUCAGCAUUAGAGAUCUGCUCUAUGGGUUGAUGUUACCAUCUGGCAACGAUGCAGCAAUCUCCCUACAACAUAAUUUCGAACUUUAUAAAGGUUGCGACUUUAUAUAACAAAUGAAUCAAAACGCAUAAGACAUUGGAAUGGAGUUGACAUCCUAUGCUAAUCCUCAUGGUUUGUAUCAUGAAGCCAACUACUCGUCUGCUUAUGAUAUUGGCAUCCUCACCUAUCAUGCCAUGUAAAAUCUACAGUUCGCCAGUAUUGUCAAGACCAAAAUCUACUUUAGUGAAAUUGAAGACAAAUUUGGAGAGUCAAAGGAAAUCUUUUGGGAAAACACUAAUAGGAUGUUAUACCAAGGAUUUAGGGGUGUUAAGACAGGCAUAACAAAAGAGGCAGGGCCUUGUGUUGUAGAGUAUUUUGAGGAUAACGAGAACUCGUACAUUAUUGUACUGUUAAAUUGUAGAUCAGUAGAUCUCAGAUGGCAAGAUGCUAUCAAAUUAUUGGAUUGGAUUAGAUAAUGA
Paramecium tetraurelia is the source of this 1194-nucleotide messenger RNA. RefSeq lists its product as uncharacterized. Gene Ontology annotation, biological process: proteolysis. Gene Ontology annotation, molecular function: serine-type D-Ala-D-Ala carboxypeptidase activity. Lineage: Eukaryota; Ciliophora; Oligohymenophorea; Peniculida; Parameciidae. The record is from RefSeq and is a predicted model, not a curated record. The transcript is spliced from 4 exons.